This is a messenger RNA of Drosophila elegans, 5099 nucleotides long. RefSeq names its product protein cappuccino (gene capu). Gene Ontology annotation, biological process: actin nucleation; cortical actin cytoskeleton organization; actin filament network formation. Gene Ontology annotation, cellular component: cytoskeleton; actin filament; cytoplasm. Gene Ontology annotation, molecular function: actin filament binding; microtubule binding. Bases 585 to 4907 code for a protein of 1440 amino acids. The transcript has 10 exons. NCBI's taxonomy places the organism in Eukaryota, Metazoa, Arthropoda, Insecta, Diptera, Drosophilidae. The record is from RefSeq and is a predicted model, not a curated record.
UUCCCGCUGUUGCUUCGUGUUUUGCCAGCGUUUUUGUUGUCCUAGGACCGUGAGUCAGCUGAUUUCCGCUCGGUUUUCUCUUCGGCGGACGAUUUGUUGUGACACUUCAUCUGACAGCUGCAGUUGCAUUUUCAGCUUCUCCUGCAAUUUGCAAUUAAAUAGUGAACUUAAUAGUUUAUUGUGUGUGCGCUGGCCAUGAGCCAAAGAAAAUGCAGAAAUGCUUGGCGGAAACGGAUAUUGUCAGAUCCCAAAACUAAUCAGCGAAAUUCCAAGUGAAACCCAAAUGCGGAAAUAGAAAACCUCACGAACCUGACGCGUUAGCACAAAAAAAAAACUCAGCAACACAAUCAAAAUAAAUAUAAGGAAAAAGAACGAGUGAAAGAGAGAAAUUUAAGUUGCCGCGCCCCAAAAAGAAAAAAGAAAGAAAGGAAAGCAGAUUUGUCCAACAAAUUGCACCGGAAAAAAGAGAGGGAAAAUCACUGGUAGUGCGCUCCCUUUUCAACUAGUGGGUGUGAGUUUUAGAUGCGUAAGCUUUUGCCUUACGUUUAUACGUACAUCACAACCACAACAACGGCAGCAGCAACAUGGGGAAUUCGCAAAAUCGGUCGGCGAGCACCGAUGAAAAGUCACCGCCAGGUGGCGCCAGUCUAGUGCGGAUGGGAAUAGGCGGGGGUGGUGUGGGCGUGGCCGGGGUCGGUGUGGGCGGAGCCCCGGCAGAGCGACGAAACAGCCGAGUUCGCGUCCUCAGCCGUUUGAUGGGACAGAAACGCAUUCGCGAAGCAUUCCUGCACUCGCCGAAAACGGGAUCGAGUUCAGAGGCCAAUUUGGGGGGCGACGGAAGCGGCGAUUGGACCGCAGCGGAAACGGAAGUGGAGCAUGGACAAUUGGAUGCCAGCGCAGAACAAAUAGAUUUUCCGCCUGCAAAACCACCACGAUUAAAAAAGGCACUGCAAGUACAAUUUGAAAAUGAGGAUCGCUGCAGCUUAAGCCAACUUUGCCAACUUUCGAUUCAACGCACAAAGGCUAUCGAAGACGAUGAAGAAUUACUGGGAAUUCUAUCAAAAGGGGAACAACAAGCUAACGAAAUGAACCCGACCACCAAACAACCUCGAAAAAGACGCGUUGCACCGCAACCUCCACCGAAACCCCAACCGAAACCCAGAAAAAUGCGGGUAGAAAAAGUCCUCAACGAUGACCACUGUGCGUUCAUUGAGCAGCUUUUUGCAGAAACAACUCAAGCAACAGCAACAGCUACAGUGGUUGCGGGUAAGCUCAGUGUCGGUCAAAAAAACAUCUUCGAUUUUUGCCUUCGACGUCGCUGUCUUGCCAAUCCCGUCGACGAACUGAUCAUACCCAAGCAGUAUUUGCAUGCGACUAAAGCCGAUGCAAAUUCCAAACGUGAUCGUCCACUGAGCGAAAUAAGUGUGACUUCGGUGGACACGCUAUCGCCGAAUACCGCCAAAGCGGUUCUUGAGCUGCAGAAACGCUGCCGAGCGGAUAAAUUGGCCUGCCUGAGCUUAACUCAAGUCACCUACCUCAGCAUAGCCAAUGAGCUUCAGGAAGUCGAGGAGGCGGAUCAGGCCAUAUUGCUCAACACCGACCUUUUGGUAGCACCCAAUAGCCCGGCGGAAUCUUCGCCGGACGAAGAACUCAUGGCCCUGCAAUUGGGCAAGAAGUUGGCCCAAGUUUUGGGCAGUGGCACGGGACCUUUGACCCCGGGAAAUAUGGAAAACAGCCCAGCAGGAUCUGGUCCUCGCGUCGAUUCGCCACUGGGAAACGGGGAACUCUUCAACGUUUCAAAGGCCAAAAAGGUCGAGCUACAGAAUCUUUCAUCGCGAUUCACGGCCACCGUCAAUCAAACACCGCCAGGUGUUCUAGCAUCAACUCCAAGUGAAACAGGAGCUGCAGGAUUUUCAGGACUUUCGGCAGGAGCAGGAGCUGGAGCUUCUUCGUUGGAAACGCAAUCAACUGUUAUAAUUUCGUUUAAAUCAUCUCAAACACCUGUGCAGUCUCAAACGAAUUCUGCAGCAACAGCAGCAGCAACAGCAGCAGCAACAGCGGCGGCAGCAACUGAAAAUGUUGAGGAUGACACGGCACCGCUGCCACUCCCACCGCCGCCCCCCGGCUUCGGCACGCCCACCACGCCCCUUUUGACGAGCAAUGUGCUCAAGAAGGUCGCCAGCUUCACGGUCGAGAAGUCUUCGGCGGGCAAUAAUAGCUCCAAUCCGCCGAUUUUGCCAACUGGCGAUGAGACAACCCUCUUGGCUACUCCAAAUUCUGCUUCUUUGCCAUCCGAAUUUGCGGGGGGCGUGGCAGGGGGCACUGCUGGAGCUGGGGGCGUGGCCGGGGGAGCUGGCGGUUCGCGACGCGGCUCAUCUUAUGUACCGGAAAAGUUAAGCUUCGCUGCAUAUGAAAAGUUCGAAGGUCAAAUGCUGAUGAAAUGGCUAAUCUCAACGAUGCAGAGCAAUCCGAAGAGUUUCUCCAACGACAUUACCCCCGAAUUAUUCAGUUCUCUGGCCCUGCAAUUCUGCAAUAAUCUCAAAUAUGUCGGCGUACUCAAGCAGAUCUCCAAUGAGCACUUGGAUGGCGGAUUUAGCCCCUAUGAGAUGUACCAAUGGACGCACACGGAGCAGCCGACGACGUCGUUACCUUUGACCCCCGGAAAGCUGGACAAGAAUGCGGCUUGGCCAUUUACGAGCACUCCGUCCGGAACUCGAGUCCUGGAGUCGACUUCAUUGGCUUCCUUGGGAGCAGGUGCGGUUGGGGGAGGAGGAUUGGGAUUGGCAGCCACUGCCACUGCAUCCACAUCGACGGAUAGCCAGAAAACACUGCAGCAAAUCCUCAAGAAGCGUCUGCUCAAUUGCUCCACUUUGGCCGAAGUUCAUGCGGUGGUAAAUGAACUUUUGAGCAGUGUGGAUGAGCCACCGCGUCGUCCUUCGAAAAGAUGUGUGAAUCUCACGGAUCUAUUGAAUGCCAGUGAGCAGACAGUCUAUGAAUACAACAAGUCCGGUGUGGAGGGUGGUUCAAAGAGUUCCGUGGAUGCGGAAACUCAAACGGCAGAAUGCGAGGGUAGCUGCAAAUGCGGGCAAUCCUUUAGGGAAAAUCGCAGGGAAAGUGAGGAAAAUAAGGAGAAUGCCAGUGUUCCUCCUCCACCUCCUCCUCCUCCGCCGCCCGCCCCUGCGCUCUGUGCCCCGCCCCCACCACCUCCACCACCGCCGCCCGCCUUUGGCACUGCCGCUCCGCCACCUCCUCCUCCGCCACCGCUCCCAGCGAACUGUGGCGCACCACCACCGCCGCCACCCCCUCCACCCAGCGGUGGAGCCGCCCCGCCCCCGCCGCCUCCGCCCACGCCCAUCGAGGGAGGCGGGGCAAUACCCCCUCCACCACCGCCCAUGAGUGCUUCGCCCUCAAAGACCCCGAUCUCGCCCGCUCCACUUCCCGAUCCCGCCGAGGGAAAUUGGUUCCAUCGCACAAACACAAUGCGCAAGAGCGCCGUUAACCCCCCGAAACCGAUGCGUCCUUUAUAUUGGACACGGAUCGUGACUAGCGCACCGCCCGUGCCACGCCCCCCAUCCGUGGCCAAUUCCACGGAUAGUACGGAGAAUAGUGGGAGUUCGCCGGAUGAGCCUCCUGUUGCCGCCGGCGGAGAAGCCCCGCCCCCUGCGCCGCCCACCAAGGAAAUCUGGACGGAGAUUGAGGAGACGCCACUCGACAACAUCGAUGAGUUCACGGAGCUGUUCUCCCGCCAAGCCAUGGCUCCGGUCAGCAAACCCAAGGAGCUGAAGGUCAAGAGGGCCAAGUCCAUCAAGGUGCUCGAUCCCGAGCGAUCCCGCAAUGUGGGCAUUAUCUGGAGAAGUUUGCAUGUGCCGUCCAGCGAGAUCGAGCAUGCUAUAUACCAUAUAGACACAUCGGUUGUCAGCUUGGAGGCCCUGCAGCACAUGAGUAAUAUUCGGGCGACAGAGGACGAAUUGCAGAGGAUCAAGGAGGCAGCCGGUGGCGACAUCCCCCUCGAUCAUCCCGAGCAGUUUCUGCUGGAUAUAUCCCUGAUUUCCAUGGCCAGCGAAAGGAUCUCCUGCAUUGUCUUUCAGGCGGAAUUCGAGGAGAGUGUAACGCUGUUAAUGCGAAAACUGGAGACACUGGCGCAGCUCUCACAGCAAUUGAUCGAAAGCGAGGAUCUCAAGCUGGUAUUCUCCAUUAUCCUCACACUGGGCAACUACAUGAAUGGCGGCAAUCGACAGCGCGGCCAGGCCGAUGGCUUCAAUCUCGACAUUUUGGGCAAACUCAAGGAUGUCAAGUCCAAGGAAUCGCACACCACCUUGCUCCACUUCAUCGUGCGCACCUACAUUGCGCACCGGCGGAAGGAGGGAGUGCAUCCCCUGGAGAUCCGACUGCCCAUUCCCGAACCAGCCGAUGUGGAGAGAGCCGCCCAAAUGGACUUCGAGGAGGUGCAGCAGCAGAUCUUCGAUCUCAACAAGAAGUUCUUGGGUUGCAAAAGAACCACGGCCAAAGUUUUGAACGCCUCCCGUCCUGAAAUCCUGGAGCCCUUUAAGUCCAAAAUGGAGGAGUUCAUAGAGGGAGCGGACAAAUCGAUGGCCAAGCUCCACCAAUCGCUCGAGGAGUGUCGCGAGCUGUUUCUGGAGACGAUGAGGUUCUAUCACUUUUCACCCAAGGCCUGCACCUUAACUUUGGCCCAGUGUACACCCGAUCAAUUCUUCGAGUACUGGACAAAUUUCACCAACGAUUUCAAGGAUAUUUGGAAGAAGGAGAUCACCAGUCUUUUGAAUGAAUUAAUGAAGAAAUCGAAGCAGGCCCAAAUCGAGUCCCGUCGCAACGUCUCCACCAAAGUGGAAAAGUCCGGACGAAUUUCUCUAAAGGAACGCAUGCUAUUACGGCGCAGCAAAAACUAGUUAGAUAGCUCUAAAAAUCGCGAUAAUAUAUAUUUUUUAUUGCUAUUUGCUUUAUAUUACACUAUUGCUAAGAAAAUUUCUCGUUACAUGGAUUUAUUCUCCACUUAUUGUUAAGUUAUAAAAUUGUAUAAAAACUUUAAACGCAGGCGUGGCUCUUAAAAUAAAAUGUCCUCUUGCUAUUGUGAUCAUAAA